CAACUAUUAGAGUUAAAUGUCAGCACAGAAUCUCGAGUUGAGGCUGAGAGGAUUCGGCCAGUGACUGUCUUCGCCUGAAUCUAGUAGACGGCUUCGCUCGGUGACUGUCCUUUAGUCGUAACUUUAGGGAACUGGUGCUGACAAGUGGAAUCUUUUUUGCCAGCAAUUGUCUUCGACAAAGAAGAUGACAUUGUCAGGAGCGAUUUUGGCAGUCGCCAUAUUGGCCCUAUUCGGUUCUGCAAUCGGGGAACUUCCGAUUUUGCAAGGUGGGAUGCUAUUCAAUCCCCAGUGUCAGCAGUCGGUGGCAUGUACCCAAGAGUACUCCCCAGUGUGUGGGAGUGACGGGGUGACCUAUGGAAACCAGUGCGAAUUCCAGAAUGCUGCCUGCUUGAAAGGGAUCGCUGGAAUGAUCCAUGCUGGAGAAUGCGAUAAAGGUCCCGCGAAUCCACUCUGCAGCCCUGUUCUCGCUUGUCGGCCGGUGUACAACCCAGUCUGCGGAGGUGACGGAAGGACCUACGCAAACUUUUGCCUGUUCUCCAGGUGGGCUUGUUUCAUAAACGACCUCACGUUGGCCUACAAAGGACCCUGCGGUUGGUAGCUUUCAGAGUGGAUGAAUUUGAAUAAAUGGGAAUAAAGUGAAUGUCACGUCAUCCACAA
Molecule: messenger RNA, 657 nt
Organism: Macrobrachium nipponense
Lineage: Eukaryota; Metazoa; Arthropoda; Malacostraca; Decapoda; Palaemonidae
Product: four-domain proteases inhibitor-like
Exons: 4
Coding region: 185-598 (137 amino acids)
Biological process (GO): multicellular organism development; cell differentiation
Molecular function (GO): protein binding
Source: RefSeq, a predicted model, not a curated record